Linderina pennispora is the source of this 646-nucleotide messenger RNA. RefSeq lists its product as uncharacterized. The record is from RefSeq and is a predicted model, not a curated record. Lineage: Eukaryota; Fungi; Kickxellomycota; Kickxellomycetes; Kickxellales; Kickxellaceae. Bases 99 to 584 code for a protein of 161 amino acids. The transcript has a single exon.
CGCAGGCACAACAUGUGCCAACAACGUAUGGCCUGCAUUCAUUACUGACAACUGCACGGUCUCGGCUGCAAGCUCGGACUCAGUCUGGCCGGCACUGGAUGCCUAAAAGUUUGCUGCGCUCAGCCUCCAGUCGCUGCAGCAGCGGCUUCUCCUUUGCUCUGCGCUUUGCAUCCGCCUCGUGCUCGUCUGCCAAGAGACAUUGCACAGACAAGUGCUGGAACAGACAGAUCUGGAUGCCCACUACAUGGACUUGGCCGGCAGCCUCAGGAGUAAACUCCAGGAGCACCUGCCCUGACCCAUGGGCUGGAAUCACGCACCGCGUCGGAGCACCAAACCUGAUGCGGUCAGUAGGCUUGACCCGCACUACUAAUGCAACAUCGUUCAGCUCCAGCGCAAAUGGGAACGGGUUUCUUCAGAGUAGCUACAAAGUGGGCGCGCUCGUGAGCAACCAGCAACGGAGGCAUGUCGCCCUGCAUCUGCACGCUGGGGUUGUGCAGGAACAGACUCGCCUCUUUGCUAGCCACCGAUUCUGUUGCUGUCUUUAUUGGCACAGCCGAGCCUGGGGAACGUACACAGCUGAAUAGCGCAGAGCAUGUGUAGCAAUGCCGGCCCACCACCGGCGCGUCCCUUCCAGAGACCCGCGGCU